Molecule: messenger RNA, 183 nt
Organism: Lachancea nothofagi CBS 11611
Lineage: Eukaryota; Fungi; Ascomycota; Saccharomycetes; Saccharomycetales; Saccharomycetaceae
Source: the annotation of a GenBank genome assembly
AUGGCUUACCUACCAUCCUUUAUUCUAAGCGACGAAUCCAAAGAGCGUAUGACCAAGAUCUUUAGUUUGUCUCAAACCGUGGCUCACUAUGGUUGGUUGCCAUUCGUGCUAUAUUUAGGAUGGGCUCAUACCUCUAACAGACCUAACCUAUUCAGUCUAUUGAGUCCCCUGCCAAGCGUUUAA